Messenger RNA from Striga asiatica, 402 nucleotides. Lineage: Eukaryota; Viridiplantae; Streptophyta; Magnoliopsida; Lamiales; Orobanchaceae. The record is from the annotation of a GenBank genome assembly.
AUGCCGCAGACUGCCUUACUUUUAAUUCCAAUGCUAACCUGGAUUAAAUCAGGCCUGGAGAAUGAGGCUGAUAUGGUUGACCCUUUGGACCAAAUUCCAAAGAUUUUGUUACUGAAUAAAUCAAUUAAUUGGUUGGAAUUUGGGCACCACUCCCGGCUUCGACAAAAAAAUUACGAUACGCCGUACAAUAUUCUUCGCCCAAUAUAUUUUGUCCCGAAGACGAAAAUUUGCUACUCAUCUCUGAUGGAAGAGGAAGUCGGAAAGCUGCACAAGAGUUCCCACGUGUGGGUGCUGAGGGACUAUUCCCAUUACAAAGAACGACUAGGCGCCGACCAAGCCAUCCAGAGCUGUGAAUUCACGGCGAGAGGCCACCGCUGGGCUAUUUUGAUCUACCCCCAAUGA